AUGAGGGUGGCCAACAGCGUAAGCGCCGCCCGGGUUGGAACAGGAACGUUUGAUGAGGCAGUGAUUAAGUCGGAGGUUGGCGCAGCUGGUGGUGAAAAGGUCGAUGCCUCAUUGCAAGUUCUCCGUCGUGGUUUUGAGUACAUAGUCGUCCGCGAAAAGCAGGUCGUGGACUGUAGUCCAACCGUGAUCGAGUUUGCUCGUCGACAUGUGGUCUUGAAAGUUAAACACAAGAAGCCCAUGUUUGUGAACAGCAGCGUCAAAGCCGGCAUCUACAUGUGCGCUGCUGCUGCUGGCUCACUCAUCUUCGACUUUGUAAAAAUGCCGCCAUCCUUGUUCUCCAACAAGCGAAAUGUGUUCAACCUGGUGUUCGUAAAAUGGGGUUGGGCGUGGACCUUCAGCGCACUCACCCUCUUUAUCAUCCUCUCCACGUACGUCUACACCGGUGCCAACAAACGUCUCAUGCGGGCACAUAUGAUGCGGAUGCUGGCAGGUUCUGCCUGCUGGUAUAUCUUCACGGGUCUGUUCAACACUGUGGAAGCCUCCUUUGGCCGGUGUUAUGACCAGAGUGGUGUUUUGUUGAAGGCAACAACUGGUAGUCCGCCCUUCUCUCGUCGUUCUUGUCGCCAGUCAAAGGGUCAUUGGAUGGGUUUCGACAUCUCUGGGCAUUGUUUUCUGUUGGUGAUGUGCAACCUCUGGAUAAUUGAAGAGUUGCGAGUCAUGCGCGCUUGGCCGGUUCUCGCUGGUCUACUGGGUGUCCACUCUCACACCGAAUCCACUGACGAUGAAAUGGGCCAGUUCCCCUCAGACUCUUCCGCGUCAUCUGGUCUGCCAAAUGUUUCGGUCAGAGAUCUACACGUC
Molecule: messenger RNA, 858 nt
Organism: Dibothriocephalus latus
Lineage: Eukaryota; Metazoa; Platyhelminthes; Cestoda; Diphyllobothriidea; Diphyllobothriidae
Source: the annotation of a GenBank genome assembly